AUGUCGCUUGGUUCGACUUCUCAAAGUUCAUUAAACUCCUCUUUGAGAACGGGCUCAAGGUCGUCUAAAUCUGAUACGUUGUUUUUCAACUUUACGACGCUUUCUUUUCCCUCAAGUAAAACACAUAUUGUUACUAUUGAACUUGGGGCAAAAUUAUCGGCAAGAAGUCAACUUAAUACCACAAGGAGGGUCAAGUUCAAUACUUUUGCGAACUUUGGGGCUGGAUAUCGACGUUAG
Messenger RNA from Funneliformis caledonium, 237 nucleotides. The record is from the annotation of a GenBank genome assembly. Lineage: Eukaryota; Fungi; Glomeromycota; Glomeromycetes; Glomerales; Glomeraceae.